AAGACCUUCUGACCGGAAAUCCUGUCGUGACCCGGAAGUGAUCCCUUAUGAGGCAGAACCGGCCAGUUUUGUUGAGAAAAUCAGCUCGGCGCCACCCAGUCCCGAUUCGGGCAAAGAAUUUCUUACGUCGUAUGCCAGAAACAAGCCUUCAUAAGUCGAUGUGAUCACCCCGUGACUGCCAGGAUGCGUGUUUUCCGGCCAGAGCUCGGUUGAACCGCGCAAAAAUCGAGUGUUUCCCCGCCUGCUGAGCCGAGCGAAGGCAUGACAACGUUCAUAACAUCGUCCCUUUUUACUUGUCAAUCAAUCAGCUGGAAUCAAAUUAAUUUUGCGAGAUUCUCUCUCAGCGGUGAUACUUCCAGGGCAGAUUAGCGGGUGAUCAGACUGUUGGACGGCGGGUGAGGACGAUAGACAGCGGUUCAAAGCGAGCUAGACGCGGCGUCCGGGGACGGGUGACAAGAGGACCGAGUUAGCAGGGGCGUGAAGUGUUAAUUGUUUGGUAAUUUGGGGGGCGUGGCCGCGGCAUUGUGACACACAAACGCGCUGAAGAGGAAAGAAGAACAUGGGAAAUGGUAUGAACAAGGUCCUUCCUGGACUAUACAUUGGCAAUUUCAGAGAUUCCAAAGACCGUGAACAACUGACCACACACGGUAUCACACACAUUCUGGCCAUCCAUGACAAUGCCAAGAAACUACAUGAGGACAUGAAUUAUUUAUGUAUUCCUGCUUCGGACUCGCCACAUCAAAACCUAACUCAGCACUUCAGAAAAUCCAUCAAAUUCAUUCAUGAGUCAAGGCUUGGUGGUGGUGCCUGUUUGAUACACUGUCUGGCGGGCGUGUCCAGAAGCGUAACCGUGGCAGCAGCGUACGUGAUGACGGUGACGAACCUCGGCUGGCGGGACACGCUGAAGGCUAUACGGCAGGCCCGCGCCGUCGCAAACCCCAACUUCGGCUUCCAGCGACAGCUACAGGAAUUUGACGCAAUGAGGCUAUCCGAGCUUAGAAAAUGGCUGCGCCAAAAGUACCCCCACUCACCCUUCUCUGAAGAUGAAGAAGCAGUGAAAGAGCUAUUAGACCUGAGCUUGAUUGUGAAACCACCUGAAACGUCAAGCGCAAAAGACAGUCCCAGACCAAAGCACAGCCCCACGUUGGCAAAGAACGCAAAGGCGAAGGACAGCCCCAGUCAGAGGCAGCGCUUCACGGGAGGUGCUGUGGACAGUCCUCGUCAGAAGCGCAGUGCGACAGUUUCAGGCAGCAUAGGAGAACAGAGGAGUCCACUGGCAAAAAGAACAAGCGUAGGAAGUCCGUCGAGAAAGCAAAGUCCUACACCCUGCACUGUCAAAGCAGCUACACCAGCGAAGGAUACCACAACUUUCCUGAGCGGAAAGGACGAAACAAGGGCUCUACAUACGGCAGUGACUCGCACUGGCCAUGGGGACUCUCAAAGGGUAAAACAAAACAGACAGUUGAAGGACGUCUGCACAGCGAGUAGUGGAACAGGGCACAGCAGGGUGCCGUCAGACCUUGGCAGUCCCAGAAAAAAGCGCAGUGCAACUUUUUCAGGUUCAGUAGGCGAGACCCGGACUCUUCAAAAUCGCAGAGAUAUUCAUACUUCUAAAACGAAAGGCAGUUCUGGACCAAAAUCCAACGAGAGUCCAAAGAGGGUGCACGUAAAACCCGGCACGUCCAGGACUACAGAUAACAUAGGGGCAGCCUGUAGUACACAACAGAGAAGUUCUCCGAAACCGAAAUACGACAAGGCCGCUGCAGAAAGCCCUGAGAAAAGGCAAUGCUUUAUCAUGAGGAUGAUUACCGGGUCCAGAAAAGACAGUGCCGACAGCCUGGAGGGAGACUUACUGGUUGAGGUUGAAGCGCUAACGUCACAGGCCAACCCCUCGUGUUUUCAGAGGUUUCGGACCAGCCUGGGAUGUUCAGCUGCGUCGGCACCAGAAGACACGCGAGAUGGGGCAAAGCCUUUUGAGCAGACUAGCGAAAACAGAACAGAAGAACGUAGGAGGACAGAUGAGCUUCAGGGAGAGGGCGUGGCUGAAGCAGAAUUACCCAGACUCCCCCUUUGAGGCUGACGCAGCAGCGAUCGGACAGUUGCUGCAGACUUACGUGGAGGCCCACGUGAAGAACCCGUACUGCGAGGACGACCUCUACCCCUUCCCACACAACGCCUACAGUUUAAAGGCAAACCUGAAGACGAGAAAAAGAGGAGGACAAA
This is a messenger RNA of Branchiostoma belcheri (Belcher's lancelet), 2223 nucleotides long. RefSeq lists its product as uncharacterized. The record is from RefSeq and is a predicted model, not a curated record. Gene Ontology annotation, biological process: transforming growth factor beta receptor signaling pathway; protein dephosphorylation; positive regulation of JNK cascade. Gene Ontology annotation, molecular function: protein tyrosine/serine/threonine phosphatase activity. Gene Ontology annotation, cellular component: cytosol. Bases 560 to 2074 code for a protein of 504 amino acids. NCBI's taxonomy places the organism in Eukaryota, Metazoa, Chordata, Leptocardii, Amphioxiformes, Branchiostomatidae. The transcript is spliced from 10 exons.